AUGGCUACCGGAAACUCUGGAAAAAUCACCGAUUGGGUGAACCCCAAUGACAAGUCGGGCGAGUUCAAGCGUCAGCAAUCUGCCUUCCGCAGCUUCAUCUCGCGUGAGGCCGGCGCGCAGUUCCCGCCAGAGAAGGGCCGUUACCAUCUCUAUGUCUCAUAUGCCUGUCCUUGGGCUCACCGGACUUUAAUUACCCGUAAGCUGAAGGGUCUUGAGGAUUUCAUUUCCUUUUCGUCUGUGCACUGGCACAUGGGUGAAAAGGGAUGGCGCUUUGCUACUCCGGACGAAGAUAUUCCCGGUGAAAAUACCAUCCCCGAUCCAUUGCACCCAGAGUAUACCCAUAUUCGCGAGGUCUACUUCUCCAACGACCCAGACUACGCAGGACGGUUCACAGUCCCCGUCCUUUUCGACAAAAAGACCAAGCAAAUCGUCAGCAAUGAGAGCGCUGAAAUCAUCCGCAUGCUUUACUACGAAUUUGAUGAUCUCCUCCCAGAGACCUACAAAAAGCUAGAUCUCUACCCAACAAAUCUACGCGAAAAGAUCGAUUCAAGCAACGAAUGGAUCUACAAUGACGUCAACAACGGCGUCUACAAAUCCGGAUUCGCAACCACCCAAGAAGCUUAUGAGAAAGCCGUCACGACCCUCUUCAGCUCCCUAGACAAGGUCGAGUCCCACCUCGCCUCGCAGGCAUCCGUCUCGCCAUUCUUCUUCGGGGACACCGUUACCGAAGCUGAUAUCCGGCUGUUUACUACUAUCAUCCGAUUUGAUCCUGUGUAUGUGCAGCACUUUAAGUGUAAUUUUCGGGAUAUUCGUUCUGGAUACCCGGCUAUUCAUCGCUGGGUGAGAGGUCUGUAUUGGGAUUUGCCGGCUUUCCGGGAUACAACGAAUUUCGAGCAUAUUAAGAAGCAUUAUACGAAGAGUCAUAAGCAGAUCAAUCAGUUUGCUAUUACGCCUGUUGGACCCGUGCCGGAUGUUUUGCCUAAGGAUGAAGAGGUCAAUGCUGUGAAGGGGGCUUAG
Messenger RNA from Penicillium pulvis, 1017 nucleotides. Its product is annotated as glutathione S-transferase family protein. Bases 1 to 1017 code for a protein of 338 amino acids. Gene Ontology annotation, cellular component: cytoplasm. The transcript has 5 exons. Lineage: Eukaryota; Fungi; Ascomycota; Eurotiomycetes; Eurotiales; Aspergillaceae. The record is from RefSeq and is a predicted model, not a curated record. Gene Ontology annotation, molecular function: glutathione transferase activity.